Molecule: messenger RNA, 1589 nt
Organism: Melanaphis sacchari
Lineage: Eukaryota; Metazoa; Arthropoda; Insecta; Hemiptera; Aphididae
Product: protein ALP1-like
Exons: 3
Coding region: 376-1551 (391 amino acids)
Source: RefSeq, a predicted model, not a curated record
ACACCAUGCGUUUUGGCGGGUCCGGUUAAACUGGAUGCGUUUUGACCGGAUGGCUUUGACCAUGUCACAUCUAUGCGUUUUUGUUCUUAAAAAUGUUCCCGCCGCUGCAUUCAAAGUUCCAAAUGUCACCGCUAGUCUUCAAAUUUGUAAUCAACAAUAUUUUGCUAUUGCAUCACAUUCAACGUCCCUACGCUCUUUGAUGGUAAACCUAUAUUACUUACUUGUUUUAUGCAGUGUUAUUUUAUUAUAUUACUCGUCAGUUAUAACUAUAUAAAUUAUAUAAUAAUUUAAGUGUGUCUAAAUUAUAAUAUUUUUGUGUACUUCUACUUGUGUAAUUUACUUUUUGAACACGUCAUAAGUAAGUAAAUUAAAAAAAUGAAUCGUAAAAAGAUUAAAGUUGUUGCUGUAGCUGAAGCAUUAGGCUUAUUAGAUCCACCGAAAGUACAAAGAAGGUAUUGGGUACACCCACUAAAUAUGGAUCGUGAGAAAAUUGGCCAGUUUAGGACAUUUUUUGAAAAUAUUAGACAAUAUCCUGACAAAUUCUUUGAGUAUUACCGUAUGUCUAUCUCCAGCUUUGAUGAAUUGCUAAAAACACUGCGGCCACAUAUAACAAAAAGUACAACAGAAUUUCGUAAUCCGAUAUCUGCUGAAGAACGUCUUACAAUUACUAUAAGAUAUUUAUCAACUGGUACAUGCUUCUCCGCAUUAAAAUUUGAUUUUUGUGUGGGAAGAAGUACGAUUGGAGUGAUUGUAAAGGACACAUGUAAAGUGAUAUGGUUAACAUUGAAUUCAAAAGAGAUGCCUAAACCGACCACUGAAGAUUGGGUGGAAAUAUCAAAUAUAUUUUAUACGAAAACUAAUUUUUCAAAUUGUCUAGGAGCAAUAGACGGAAAACAUAUAAGGUGUAAAAAUCCUAAUGACUCCGGUUCAUUAUAUUUUAAUUAUAAAAAGUAUUUCUCAAUCGUUUUUAUGGCAGUAGUGGACGCCAAUUUAAAUUUUGUUGUAAUCGAUGUGGGUUCAUAUGGUCGUGAAGGGGACUCUAAUGUGUUCAAGGAGUGCGCUUUUGGUAAACAAUUAUAUGAAGACAAAUUGAACAUACCAGAACCAGUUGUUUUACCAAAUACAAGUGCCAAUCCACAACCGUAUGUAUUUAUUGGAGAUGAAGCGUUUGCUUUACAUAAAAAUUUACUUAGGCCAUACCCUGGACGUAAACUUACUGAUUCCCGAAGAGUGUUCAACUAUCGAUUAUCCAGAGCAAGGCGCACAGUUGAAUGUGCAUUUGGAGUACUCGCGAAUAAAUGGCGUGUUUUACAUACGGCUAUCCAGGUCGAACCAGAUUUUACCGACGAUAUAAUAAAAGCGUGUUGCAUAUUGCAUAACUUCGUUCGUAAAAGAGAUGGCAUAAAUUAUGAAGAUUCUCAAACGCACAACUUUGAAGAUAUUGAGGCUCGUGGAACAGGAACUCGAUCGGACGGAGUUGAAGUAAGGGAUUACUUUGCGAACUACUUUAUGGGCCCAGGAGCAGUUGAUUUUCAAUAUGAUAUGAUUUAAAUUUUAAAAUAAAUAUGUUAGUUUAAGAAAAAAAUUAU